AGAAUCAGCCACAAGCGGAACGACACUACGCAAUCGCAGCAGACAAAACUAUUCGUGGUCUGCCUGCGGGCUUGAUUGUUCGCGAUCUGUACCUCAUCUUUCAACUGGGCCCAUUCGAAGGGCGUAAUGUACCGAUUAAGGACGUCGUUCAAUUGAUGACGAUCGGGCAACAGAACGAUCUGCCGAGAUUUUGGUCGCCAAUGAGUAGGAAAGUAUCCUCAGAUGUAGACGGAGUUUCAAUCCCGAUAUUUUUCGUUUUAGAACUGGAUGAUCUGUAACGUAGAGAUGCUUUGACGUGUAUUCAGACGAGGGGAACCGCUGAUCACAUAACACCCAGCGACAGUCGACCACCGCCGCUUCAUCUCCACGAUCGAGGCAUGGCAACUCUGCAACCGCGUUCAACUCUGGCUCCCUGGCUUCGGAAUCGUACAACACUCUCCAGCAGUCAAGGUUGCAGCAACUUGAGCGGUCUCCAAUUUCCGAGUGCCAAGCGGAAGUCUCGGGGUGUUCUGGAGAUCGCUCGGAGGCCUGGAUUGACGGUGUGCUCGUCGAAUUCCAAGGGCGUUCGAUUGCAGGAAACGAGCGUGACGAAGGAGGACCGACGAAAACUGCUGCAUCAGAAGGGCUGCAUUGUAUGGAUCACUGGGCUGAGCGGAGCGGGGAAGAGCACGCUGGCAUUCACCAUGGAUCGAACGAUGAUGGCCAUGGGAAAGCUGACGUACGUCCUCGACGGGGACAACAUUCGACACGGUCUGUGCAAAGACCUGGGAUUUUCUGCAGCUGAUAGGCAGGAGAACAUCCGAAGAGUUGGAGAGGUGGCCACGCUCUUCGCCGAUGCUGGACUCAUCACGCUCGUCAGUUUCAUAUCCCCGUACAAACGAGACCGGGACAUCGUCCGGGAGAUGGUUCCUCCCGGCCACUUCAUCGAAGUGUUCAUGAAUGUUCCUCUGGAGGUUUGCGAGCGUCGAGACGCCAAAGGCUUGUACAAGCUCGCUCGAGCAGGAGUCAUCAAGGGCUUCACGGGCAUUGAUGACCCCUACGAAAAGCCCGAGACUCCUGAAAUCACUAUCCACGACGUCGACGAGAAAGGUGGACCAGUUUCUCCCGACCAGAUGGCUUGGACUGUCAUCCAGUACCUCGCCGACAAGGGCUUCUUCUCGGAGUGAGAUAGCAGCCAACCCGUGAGCCGACGAGCUGCAUUUCGCAUGCUCAGGUGUUGGUGGGAGUAGACACAAUUGUCACCUCCACGGGAUCAACCGCCGAAUCGUAGACUGUAAUCUGUCUCUACGUCACUGGACUUCUCUGUGCACGCACCAGUUGUGCUUUUCACAUGUUCAGGAUCGGGUGAAAGGAUAUUGUUGUCCCCUUGCACGCCAGUUCCCUCAAUAGUUAGUGAUUCAACCUCGAAAGCUGUAGUCUGUAAUAUAUUUUUACCGAAAGAAGUGUUGAGCGCCACGAGCCCUUGAAGAACAAGACUUCUCUCUGCACACACAUUGACUCUCUGGAUGUGCUAGUGAAAUGCGAGCAGCAUGCAAGAAGUCAAUUCUGCAAUGUGAACGAUGAGCACAUGCUGAGAUCCGUUUGUCACACGGGCCAGUUAUUUCUUUCUGAUGGCCAAGAAUGGAUUUCAUGUUCAUGAGCUGGAUGACUGUCGCCCCGUCCCGUCCCGUCCA
Molecule: messenger RNA, 1673 nt
Organism: Marchantia polymorpha subsp. ruderalis
Lineage: Eukaryota; Viridiplantae; Streptophyta; Marchantiopsida; Marchantiales; Marchantiaceae
Source: the annotation of a GenBank genome assembly